AUGGGCAUUUUUUCUGGCGCCAAGCAUGCUCCAACAGGCUCAUACACCGCCACCGAAGGCCAAGAGAACAAGUUUAAUACGCCGACUCAGUGUUCGACUUGGUGGACUCGAGCCACGUCAAGACUCACCUUCAACUCUGCUCGGGCAUCGAUGUUUCCGUGUUCACGCGUAGUCCACCGCGAGUACGUCGGCGACACCGUUGGCGACCUGGAUGUUGGUGCUGGAAUAGCAACCCAGCAGGUCGAGGCGAAAGUCUAUAUUGCGUGGGAAGGGUCCUCGACCGGAUACUCGCCUCCAUCCGACCAACACCUCUUCUUCCGUGCCAGGACUAGUUGUGCAGUUUUCUUUGGAAAAGACCAGCAGCAGAGUGCACAGGAUUGUCCAGACUAG
Messenger RNA from Zasmidium cellare ATCC 36951, 390 nucleotides. RefSeq lists its product as uncharacterized. The record is from RefSeq and is a predicted model, not a curated record. The transcript has 2 exons. Lineage: Eukaryota; Fungi; Ascomycota; Dothideomycetes; Mycosphaerellales; Mycosphaerellaceae. The coding region runs from base 1 to 390 and encodes 129 amino acids.